AUGGUCUCGUUCUCGUGCGCAAUCUGCCUGAACGAGUGGCACGAUCCCGAGACCCUGCGAUCCUUACCGUGCGGACAUACAUUCUGCGGUACCUGCAUCCAAGAGGUUCUCAAUCGUCCCAACCCUCUCUGCCCUUCCUGCCGCGCGGGUCCCAUCAAACCUUCCCUUCUUCGUCCAGUCUGUGUCAGCGUUGAACCGAGGAACCCUAUAGCACGCGGCACGCCGUCACGUAGACGAGUGUCUGCAAUGUCGAUCGAGAUACUGCCCAACCUCUUUGAGUUCUGCACAAACCUUCAAGACUUCACUCCCGAAUCUGAUAUGGACGUGUGUGCUGUGGUAGACAGCCUGCUCGAGGUCCUCGCCUCGGAGAGAUGUAAUGAGAACGUCAAGAACGUACUCCUCGGUAUGUUGGUGUCGUUCUUGGACACCAACGUGGCCUCCGCAUACGAGGUGGCGCGUAGCGCUCGGGCUGACAACAGUCCGGCCGGCUCCUCAAAGACAUACCCAGAAAUCAUACAAGCGCUCAGACGCGAGCUCCAAGACCUCAAGAGUGAUCUCAGUGCGGACAACAGGCACCUCGCCAAACGCGGCGAGGAUCUCGGCAAACGACUCAAGACCACGCAGGGCAAACAGGAGAAAACUGACGAGGAACUGAGGAACACACGUGAGGAAUUGCGCAAGUCGCGAGCACUUGCGUUGAGUCGUCAGCGCGAGCUAGCUAGCAAGAAACUGGAGGUCGGACGCCUUGAAGACGAAGUGAAGCGUGCUCGCGAGAAGGCUCGCGUCGACGAGAAGAAGUACAAACAACUGAGCACCGACGUCAAUGAAGCCGUCGAGAUACUUAGUCGGUCCUCGGAGCCAUUGAAUGGAUCUCUCUCGUGCCUUGGUUCCACUCGCAGUGGUUUGUACACGGGCUCGAACGCCCGCAAAAGCUCCGGCAUCCUAUAG
Messenger RNA from Peniophora sp. CBMAI 1063, 948 nucleotides. NCBI's taxonomy places the organism in Eukaryota, Fungi, Basidiomycota, Agaricomycetes, Russulales, Peniophoraceae. The record is from the annotation of a GenBank genome assembly.